Molecule: messenger RNA, 1720 nt
Organism: Phoenix dactylifera (date palm)
Lineage: Eukaryota; Viridiplantae; Streptophyta; Magnoliopsida; Arecales; Arecaceae
Source: RefSeq, a predicted model, not a curated record
UUGGCAAAGGUUUUCGAGUCGGUGGCUUUUAUCGCAGGGUUAGAAUAACAUACCAUGGCUUUGCAAGAGAGAGAGUGAGAGAGAGAAGAGAAGAGAGUAAGCUCAGGCCAUCUCUCCAGAAAACGCACCCUAUUCCUCCAUAUAUGCGACGCUUUUGUUUUUGAAUCUCUUCCAAAUCUAUAGCAGGAGAGAAAGAGAAUUAGAGAGAGAAGAAAGAAUGUUCCCUUCCAAGAAGCCAACUAUGAAUUCACAUGAAAGGCCGAUGUCAUGUGUCCAAGGGGACUCUGGCCUUGUCCUCACCACCGAUCCCAAGCCCCGGCUUCGCUGGACGGUUGAGCUCCAUGAUCGCUUUGUUGAUGCUGUAACUCAACUCGGAGGACCUGACAAAAAAAAUUCUAGUAAUCAUCUAUAGACUAUGGAUGACAAGUACCGCCUUUGGUUUUGUAGAAGCCACGCCAAAAACAAUCAUGAGGGUUAUGGGCGUCAAGGGUCUAACUCUCUAUCACCUUAAGAGCCACCUUCAGAAAUUCAGGCUCGGGAAACAACCACACAAAGAAUUAAACGACCAUUCUGUUAAGGAUGCUUCUGCAUUAGAGAUGCAAAGAAAUGGAGCCUCUUCAUCAGGGAUUAUGAGUCGAACCAUGAAUGACAGGAACGUGCAUAUCACUGAAGCAAUUAGGAUGCAGAUGGAAGUGCAGAGGAGAUUGCAUGAGCAAUUAGAGGUGCAAAAGCACCUCCAAAUGAGGAUAGAGGCUCAAGGCAAGUAUAUGCAGACCAUUUUGGAGAAAGCAUGUCAAACACUUGCUGGCGAGGGCAUGGCCUCGGGAAGUUACAAAGCUCUUGGAAACCAAGGAGUCGUGGAUAUGGCAGCCAUGAAAGAUAUGGGCUCACAAAUGAGCUAUCCUUCACUCCAAGAUCUACAGUUAUAUGGUGGAGAUCAACUAGACAUGCAGCAACAAAUGGAUAGGCCUCUUGAUGGAUUCUUUCCAACUAAUGAAGGCAUUUGUCUAGGCAAGAAAAGAACCCACCCCUACAGUUCUAAUGGGAAGAGCCCAUUGAUCUGGGUUGAUGACUUCCGUCUGCAAGAACUGGGAUCAGCUGCAGCAUGCAUGGGCACACAAGAAGAACCUUCUAAGAGUGAUCAGCUCCAACUUGCACCAUCUGUGAUCGAUAGUGGAAUGGACAUGGACUCGAUGACAGAUGUCUAUGAGACCAAACCAGUGCUCUCGACUGACAGCAUGGGUGAGAAGAAGUAUGAGGGAUCAUCAAAGCUGGAGAGGCCAUCUCCACAAAGAGCUACUCUUCCUGUGGAAAGGAUUAAUCCGAUGAUAAGAGGUGGUGCUCUACCACAGACUAGAAAUAUAUCCUACGGGUGAGGAUUGUUGAUUCUGCAAGAAAAUUCACUCCUUCAUGCUUAAAUAAUUGACUUGAGUGGGAACGACUACGUAAAUCUUUAAGUCAAAUUGGCAUUAGGGUUCAUGGUCAAGUACAAGUUACGAUGCUAUGCGAAGUACUUCAUGUUAAAAACUCUUAAGACGUUUAUGUUCAUCAGUCUUCUGUUGUGUUUUAUGGGUCAGGUAGGGUCGAGUUUGUCCUUGUAAGGAAGUUUGGCUGUGCAUGCUUAGAUAAGUAAUUCGAUUGGAGAUUAUUUAAGUAAAUUAUAUUUGUCGAAUGGUUUUAGAUCAAUGCCAUGAGAAGCAUCUGUUUUUUUCCCGCGUCA